Molecule: messenger RNA, 1047 nt
Organism: Ailuropoda melanoleuca (giant panda)
Lineage: Eukaryota; Metazoa; Chordata; Mammalia; Carnivora; Ursidae
Gene: PPP1R35
Product: protein phosphatase 1 regulatory subunit 35
Biological process (GO): positive regulation of centriole elongation; positive regulation of cilium assembly; negative regulation of phosphatase activity
Cellular component (GO): centriole
Molecular function (GO): phosphatase binding
Source: RefSeq, a predicted model, not a curated record
AAUGACGCUUAGUAGCGCCAAUGGGAUGGAGCGGAGGCUGGUCUUCCCGCCCCAUUGGGUAGGGGCUAGCGGUUUCCUGUAGCGGCGACCGGGAGGGGCGGCGGAGGGGGGGCUUGGCGAGUUCGCGUCCCGUGAUCCCUGGCCUCCAGAGACCUUGCACCCCUGCAGCCACACCAAGAUGAUGGGCUGCGGGGAGGCAGAGCUGGAGUUGGCGGAAGGGGAGGAGGCCCUGGCGGCCCCCGGGCCACCCCCAGAACCCCGCGCCCCGGAGCCCAGAGCCCCAGUGCCCGAGCCUGGCCUGGACCUGAGCCUGAGCUCGCGGCCGAGACCCCCGAGCGACCGACCCUGCCCCGGCCAGCGGAAGGGGCGGGCGGACCGGCGGGGCGGGGCCCGCAAGGGGCGGCAGGUCCGCUUUCGCUUGGCGCCGCUCUCCCCCGUGCGGUCCGAGCCUCCGCCGGCCGCCGCAGCACCUAGCGAGAAGCCCGCGGCACCGCAGGACCUGGGGGCGCCCGCGCAGCAGAGCAGCCUGGCUUUGAGCCUCGAAUUGCAGGCCGCGCGGGCUGCAGCCGGGGGCCAGUUCGAUGCCGCGAAGGCCGUGGAGGAACAGCUGAGAAAGUCGUUCCAGACCCGCUGCGGCCUGGAGGAGAGCGUGGCCGAGGGGCUGAACGUGCCGCGCUCCAAGCGGCUCUUCCGAGACCUGGUGAGUCUGCAGGUGCCCGAGGAACAGGUUCUGAACGCUGCGCUGAGGGAGAAACUGGCGCUCCUGCCACCGCAGGCUCGAGCCCCGCCCCCAAAGGAGCCACCUGGGUCAGGGCCAGACAUGACCAUCCUUUGUGACCCAGAAACAUUAUUUUAUGAGUCUCCACACCUGACCGUGGACGGUCUGCCUCCUCUCCGUCUUCAACUCCGGCCCCGCCCUUCAGAGGAUACCUUCCUCAUGCACCGGACACUGAGACGAUGGGAAGCGUAGACGUGCAGGUUCCCUGGAUGGCUCGUUAAUAUUUUUGUGUUAAAACUUUUUCAGAAUAAAGUGGUUUUGCUAACAAA